CACUGACUCAACUACGCCGGCUAUUUGAGGAUAGAAGGGCGUCCCCAAGGGAUAUACUGCCCGACGGCAGCACUCUUCUUCAUGUGAGUCCCCAAGCACACGUUCUGCGCGAGACACCGCGCUAACUCGCCGCAUACCCUGGUAGCUUGCGAUUCGGUGGGCUAUGGAUAUCUCCCCCGAUUGCAUGCCGCACUACCGUCAGUUUCUAAAUCAGCUGGUGGUCCAAUACCAUGUUCCGAUGAAUGACGAGGCCCGCUAUCGCCAACCCGGCGCGGAUCGCGUAGAAUCCAAAACCGUCCUCGACUCUCUUCUUUCCAUCAGGCACUGCCACUGGCCUAGCAGCAAUAUUUCGAACCCAAGGAUGGUCGAAUUGGGAUAUAUUCUCUCCGACUUCAUGGCCCAUGGUGCCUUCGUGACGCUCACAUCAUCCAUGGGACCGCCACAGAGCGAGCGUUUGAUCCGAGAAGGCCAUAGCUCGCCGGUCAGGUACUCUAUCAGCAACCUCUUCCUCCCGAAGGUGAUCGACGAUUGGAGUAGAGAAGAGCUUCCAUUUUCGGACCUUGAAAUUGCCAUUUUACAGCAAUCAGAGAAGCGCUUACGACAAAUACUACACAAACAAGAGCGGAAACCCAUUUCAGAGACCCUCUCAUAUCUAUUGGCCGCCGUAGGUUGGCCGCAAGGGCUUGAGAUGAUUCUGAGAUCGUGCCCGUCUCCGUGUCUCUCACCGGUCCUAGAGCAGGCCAUCAUGAUCUCCGAACCGGAGUCUGUCCGCAUCCUAUGCAGUUCCGGAGAAUGCCCUAUUUCCGAUUGGGUAGUGCAUCUCGCGGCCGUUUAUCAUUAUCACCCUGCGGUGUUCAGGACUGUCGUCGUCUGUCUGGCAGACAGGAGGCGGCGUCUUCUGAGAUUAGCCCGGGAACAUAUGCCUCGUCGAUGGCUGGAGGAGCUUGGGGUGCACCCCGGACUAGAUUUGGUGGACUCGCAGGCAGAGCGUGUGGAAAGAGCACUUAGAGACUCCGUCGGUGACUCCGUUCACGGUCUGCCUUCUUGUGAUUACUCGUACCCCGGGUCAUCUGUUUAUCACUUAAUCGGUUGCAACGUGCAAGCCGCGGAUAUUCUGUACAGUGUCGGAUUUACGAACGUUGGAGAGGUUGACCCCUGGGGGUUAUCACCCGUCUUUUACCUAGCUCCGCCGAACACGGUUGAGCACGGCACAAUGUUUGAAAGCCAGGCUUUUAUAAACAGUCUCUCCGACUUUCUGAAGGUGUGCGUAUGGUUCCAAGACAAGGGAAGCGCUCUGGACCAGGAAUCCCGGGGAACACCGCUUCUCCCCGUCCAUCACAUCGCCUGUUGUAUUGGCGGGUGUAUUGCUAGAACAUUAGGAGCACGACGUGAAAUUUUACCCGAGCAUCUCAUGAGAUCCAGAAUCACUCGAGUGGGCACUGAUUGGCGCACAGUGCUCGCCCGAUACCCAGUCAUGCUAGAGCAGAUCCUGGGCGAUACUGAGCAUCACGAUUCAUGCUCUUGUGCCUGUUCUGUGGAUGGAUGCCUUCCACCGAUGAUAAUUCUCAAGGAGACGAUUUACCGGCUACGCCCCGCAAUACUGUGCGGUCAGAUGGCCGCCCAUCUGUUUGAUAUUCUAUCUGUAUCCCAUCCGAGUGGCGCACGCGACUUGCAAGAUCGCCUGGCACCCGCUGUACUCCGCGCCUGCACUUUUGAAACUCUCAGUCUACGCCAUACAUGCCGGUUCCAUAAUGGGCGAGAUCAUACAAUCGGACGAGUGAAGCUGGAUGACAUUGCCGAGGUCCAGGCAGAGGAUAGACUGUUAGUCGAGCGGUUGGCAGAGUUGGUCUCGGAAUUCGAUUCCAAGUAUCGCACCCUGGGCGUUUCUUUACCGGUAUUUCUGAGGGGCUAUUGGGAAUCUCGUAUGAAGGCAGUUCAACAAGAAGAGGAGGUAUUUGACGAAGACGAGGCGCGUAGAAUGAGGGAAGUUGGUGUCACCGUUGACAGGGUGUGAGUAAUAUAGGCCCACGAUGGAAAGAAACAUCGAUGUUUGGAAUAUAGAUAUGGAGGUCUCCCGGACGAGAUUUCCUUCGGGGUGGCUUGGGAAAUGCAGGAAUCAUGUUUUGUACUUUGGGUUAUGUAUACCUGGAACAGGGUUCAUGAAGUAUACUAUCAUGACAACCAGCUCCGGGAUGAGACGUCGUCCAAUAUUUCUUGGAUUGGUGUUUCUCUCGCGCUCGGAUUCAGUAAUCCCAAUGAUGUUACACCCAGCCCGGCUCGAUCAAAUUCAACCCGGGUGUUGACAGAUCGC
Molecule: messenger RNA, 2311 nt
Organism: Aspergillus ochraceoroseus IBT 24754
Lineage: Eukaryota; Fungi; Ascomycota; Eurotiomycetes; Eurotiales; Aspergillaceae
Exons: 2
Coding region: 164-2014 (616 amino acids)
Source: RefSeq, a predicted model, not a curated record